Molecule: messenger RNA, 554 nt
Organism: Ectocarpus sp. CCAP 1310/34
Lineage: Eukaryota; Phaeophyceae; Ectocarpales; Ectocarpaceae
Source: the annotation of a GenBank genome assembly
CGGUCAGUUCGUAGGGGCCACGGAACGCCCAGCCGGACGUCGGGGACAUGGAUAAACCCAAAGCUACGUUGCUGGCAGAGGGGUACUUCGAGGCGCAGAUCCACCGCAGCCUCCAAGCUUUCCACUUUCUGUCCUCGGCCCUGGAGAGAGAGCCAGACAAGGCCGUCUUCCGGACAUGUGUGACGCCGAAGCAGGCGUUGGACGAACUCGACAAGGUGCACAACCCGGAAUCGCAGGUCGCCACACAGGAGUUGCUCAGCAAGUUUCAGAACUUCGCAAUGGCGGCCGACAAAAACCCGACUGAAUCGUUUAUCGCCAUGGAGCAACUCGCAAGUCGUCUGAACGAGAGGGGGGUCAAAGCCGAGGCCCCUUGCGUUCUGUCGCUCUUACUAUCGGCCCUACCGGCCGAGCACGACCACGCCAAACUGACUCUGCAGUCCGCCCUGACUCCGGGCCGGGGGGUAGGUCAUCAGAGUGGUGGGCUUCCAGCACUCCAGCAUCAAGCGGGGGAAGAGCCAUCGGAACGGCAACCGCAAUCAUCGCAAGGCGUCUGA